UAUCAUAAUUUUAGUACUUAGAAGUUUUGGGUAAAUUAAUUGAAAAAAUGUUGUAGUUGAACGUGAAGAGAUUGAUGUCUUGCAAAGAGAAACACGUCUGAGACACUUUCCCCCAUAAUUCCCGAUUUGCCCAUCCUUCCAUAAUCAUCAUCAUCUCCCAAUUCUUUUGAAAAUCCAAAUAAAAAUCUCAAAUUCUAAUCAAUCUCUGGAGAUUUCGAAUUCGCUGGUUUGAGUUUCGACGGAGAUGAUGGAAGAUAGAAAUGGAGGAAACAGAUUGGAUCGGAAGAAGACAAUGACGAUGAACUGGGAAGGAUUAGGAGAUUUCGAAGAAGACGAAGACGACGAUAGGUUCUUCGAAACUCAUGAUCGUCUCUCUUCUGCUCUAGCUUUCGACAUUGCUGCUUCUUCUUCCGACGAGGACGAAGACGAGGAUUUCGACGAUUGUCGCCUUUCGUUUUCCUCCGCCGUCUCUUCCUUAACCACCGCCUCUAGGAAGUUCCGUACGCCGGCGAUGUCGCCUGAUUACGAUAUCUGGAUGGCUGCUCCGGGAUCGAUUUCCGAGCGGCGUCGCCGUCUUCUCCAUGGGAUGGGGCUUGUUAGCAAUAAGGAUAUGGUCGGUGCUGUUUCGAUUCGUCGUGUUGUUUCUAAUGCUAGUACUAGUAAUGGUGAUGAUAAGAUGAAGAUGAAGAUGAAGAUGAAGAAUAAGAUUACGAAUAAUGGUGAGGUUGAUGGUGUGGAGAAUGGUUUUCACGGUGAAUCAUCGGAGAUUCUGGAUCACGAUCAUGACCAUGUUCCUGUUAUGCUUGCUCGGUCGAGAUCGGAAUCAGAUAUUGAGAGAUUUUUCAUUGAGAAACGGAGGAAAGAUGAGAUUUUAGGGAAAAUCUCCAAGCAGCGCCUUACGAGAACCUAUUCCACAAUUGGAGCUACGCGGACAAGGGUUUGUCAGUACCAAACUCCCAUCAGACAAUCCCCUGCGGUUUGUCGAAAUGGGAAGGCUCCCCGCGGUGGUGGCUCAGAGGCGUUGACAUCGGUAAUGUCGAAUGCGAGGGUUGGUGCGUUCUUCUUGAUUAAGAAUCUUGACACAGGGAAGGAGUUUAUAGUGAAUGAGUAUGAUGAAGAUGGAAUGUGGAAUAGGCUUAGUGAUUUGCAGACAGGAAAGCAAUUAACUUUGGAGGAAUUUGAGAAAUGUGUUGGCUAUUCACCUGUGGUUAAAGAGCUUAUGCGUAGAGAGAAUGUGAAUAGGAUUAACUACGAACCUAUAAUGGAUCUUCGCAAGUUCAAUUCCUAUCUUUCAAAGAGCGUGAGGCUGAGCAAGAGAAGAGGGGCUGCGUUGUUGAAGAACAUUAAAGGUGUUGCUCAUUCUAUGAGUUUACGGGCUGCGGAUAAAGAUGUAAGCGAUGGAAGCAGUGAUAGUCCUAGAACAGGGAAAGAUCAUAAACACGGUAAAGCUAAUGAGUGGGUGAAAGUGAGGCAAACAGGAAAGUCGUAUAAAGAAUUGAGUGCUUUGCAUAUGUGUCAAGAGAUUCAAGCUCAUGAGGGUGCGGUCUGGACAAUCAAGUUUAGUCCAGAUGCUCAUUAUCUUGCGAGCGGAGGAGCGGACAGAGUCAUUCAUGUGUGGGAGGUCCAAGAAUGUGAACUAAUGUCUAUGAAUGAAGGGAGUCUCACUCCCAUUCAUCCCUCACUUUGUGACUCUGGGGAGAGAUCAUUGGCUGGAAAUGAGAUAACUAUGGUAGAAAAGAAAAAGAAAGGAAAAGGCUCAUCGGGAAGAAGAAAUAAUCAGAUUCCGGAUUACGUCCAUGUUCCUGAAACAGUCUUCUCCUUUUCUGAUAAGCCUGUUUGCUCUUUGAAGGGUCAUUUGGAUGCUAUUUUGGAUUUGUCAUGGUCCAAAUCUCAGCUUCUCCUUUCAUCUUCCAUGGACAAAACAGUCAGGUUAUGGGAUCUAGAAACCAAAACAUGCCUCAAAUUGUUUGCCCACAAUGACUUCGUGACAUGUAUUCAGUUCAGUCCAGUGGAUGAAAAUUAUUUCUUAAGUGGAUCACUUGACGCAAAGAUAAGGAUAUGGAGCAUACAAGAUCGACAUGUUGUGGAAUGGAGUGAUCUUCAUGAAAUGGUCACUGCUGCUUGUUACACUCCAGAUGGUCAGGGUGCUUUUAUCGGGUCACAUAAAGGAAUUUGCCGUGCUUAUGAUACUGAAGAUUGUAAGCUGAACCAAACUAACCAGAUUGAUGUUCAGAGCAACAAAAAAUCACAAGCGAGAAGGAAGAUCACCAGUUUUCAGUUUUCCCCGGUGAAUCCAUCCGAAGUUCUUGUCACAUCUGCUGAUUCACGGAUUCGAAUUUUAGACGGUUCUGAAGUUAUUCAUAAAUUCAAAGGCUUUAGAAACACGUGCAGCCAACUCUCUGCUUCAUAUAGCCAGGACGGGAAAUACAUAAUCUGUGCGAGCGAAGACUCUCAGGUUUAUUUGUGGAAGAACGACAGUCACCGAACAAGAUCAACAGUCACGACACAAUCUCACGAACACUUUCACUGCAAAGAUGUCUCAGCCGCUGUUCCUUGGCACGGUCAUGUUAGAGGCGAGCCACCACCUGUUCAGGUUCACUCUAAACGCCACUCAAAGCGCAUAUCCACUUCGAGCCAGCCUUCAUCCUCCACAGACUCACCAACAAGUGAUGACACCUCGGCAACGGCACCAACUACAUCUAAGCGCAAUAAAAAACCGGGGUUACCUCCAAUGCCUAAGAAAGCCGCUAUGCAGAGUCCGCAGCAACCAGAGGAAGAAGCGGGACCUGAGCUGGGAAGCAGCGAGUCGUUUCGGUCGAGUAUGAACAGUUCGGAGCAGCAUUCGUCAAGGUUUGGGGAAUCUCCAUCGAUAAACACAUCGUCAAGGUUAUCUUCAUGGUCGUGGUUCGACAGUGGUGGCCACGGUCCACAAACUAUACAUCCAACGGCAUGGGGGAUGGUGAUUGUAACGGCUACUGUUCAUGGCGAGAUCAGAUCUUAUCAAAAUUUUGGCUUACCGAGACGAAUCGGUCGGCAAACGACACUCUUUUGAUUUUAAAAAGGAAGGAACCGGUCUCUAUUUUCUUGAUUUUGUAUCUUUGUUGCUUGUAGAGUACGUAAAGAAACUGUCUCAUAGUGUUGAGAACCUCUCCCGACGUUGAAAAUAUUUUGUAUUUGUAUCAUAUCAACACAAACAAAAACUUGUGAAGUUCUCCA
Molecule: messenger RNA, 3216 nt
Organism: Capsella rubella
Lineage: Eukaryota; Viridiplantae; Streptophyta; Magnoliopsida; Brassicales; Brassicaceae
Product: WD repeat-containing protein 44
Exons: 6
Coding region: 245-3052 (935 amino acids)
Molecular function (GO): protein binding
Source: RefSeq, a predicted model, not a curated record